Messenger RNA from Schistosoma mattheei, 658 nucleotides. The record is from the annotation of a GenBank genome assembly. NCBI's taxonomy places the organism in Eukaryota, Metazoa, Platyhelminthes, Trematoda, Strigeidida, Schistosomatidae.
AAUAUAACAGCUGUUUAUUUGAUUUACAAAUCACAUUAGAAGUGGUUACUUGUUUCUAAGUGGAUUAUUAAAUAAAUAAUAAUCUUUCAUUUGUUCUUUUUCUGAUGGCUUUAAUCAUAUGAUUGUUCAUUCGUUAUUUGAAGAGGAUAGAAACUUUAAUCACAAAAAUAGUUUUUACGAUCUUGUUAUUUUACAAUCAAAAUUGACAGAUAAUUGAUCAGUAUCAGAAGGGGUUUUUUGGAGAUUGUAAUAAUUUCAAUAGUUGAGAUUAUGAAUCAGUUAAAGCUAGACCAACAUGGGAAACCUGGAAGCACUGGAUGGCCAUUUCGUUCUAGUACCGAACUCCUCAACAGUGCGCAUCUGCGAUCCCGCUCUCCGGAUUCGAACCCAGGAUCUAUCGGUCUCGCGCGAGAACGUUUAACCUCUAGAUCACUGAGCUGUCAUCCAACGGUGUUAAUUUCUAACUUCAACCAAUCCACGAAAUUGCGCCAUCGUGCACCAUUUUCUUUAGUGAGUUAUUAUCUCACAACAGAUCUAAUUGAACUCCACUGGUCACUGCUUCUCACUGGAACUCCAGUAAAUACCUCUUGAAGCCAGUCAAUAAAUACUUUACAAUUUAGGCUGAUUGACCCAGGAAGUGUCUUUUUUAUUUUUUACU